AUGGAUUCUGGUGACAAGAUUCGGAUUCUAGAUCUGUUGCCCGGCGGUGACGGGGAUGACAUCCAUGGUAUUCUUCGCGAUGUAGGUCUCGGGGAUGGAGAACAGUACGAGGCUUUAUCGUAUGUAUGGGGAGACGGAACGAACUUGAGAACAGUCAAAGUCUCCGGAAGAAGCAUCGAGGUAACCGAGACCCUCUUCGCGGCUUUGAAACGUCUUCGAAAUCAAAGAGCUACAAGGUCCCUAUGGGCCGACCAACUCUGCAUCAAUCAGUGGGAUGCCAAGGACAAAGCAAAUCAAGUCAACAUGAUGCGUGACAUUUACAGGAGUUGCACGCAGUGCUUGAUCUGGCUGGGAGAGAUCCAAGACACAGGCGGAAUUGCUCUGACUGAUGUAGAGGGUGCUUUCGACUUCAUCCGCUUGUGUGCAGCAUGUUCUGAGGACUCGCAACUAGGCAUUGCUAUCCCGCCUAGUCUCUCAACUCCUGAUCAACUGGAGGGAGCCUACCGAGCCUUUAAGACCCUAACUCUGAAUGGUCAUCCAUGGUGGUCUCGGAUUUGGACAGUCCAAGAAGUAGUCCUUCCGCCCAAGGUCCUUGUCAGAUGGGGGCCACUUUCCCUCCCCUGGAGCAUAGUCGCAAAGGCAGCCUCCAACCUUUGCUCGUCACGAAAUCCGGCCCCGGUUUCUCUUCUCAAAAGAUUCUACGGCCUCAUCAACGACUUCACCGGCCCAGUCCGCGGAUUGGGCAUUGCCCGGUAUGGAGAGAGCCCGUUAGACUUGUUUCAAAGAUGGCGAUACCGCGAUGCUACAGAACCAAGAGAUAAAGUCUACGCUCUCCUGGGGCUGUAUCCAAACAUGCCGCUUCCCCACGUCCAGUCCUGCAGCUACGAGAUUCCCACCGUAACCUUAUACACUAAGGUUACAAUCGAUCUGAUCCAGCUUCAGCAAGGUCUUAGACCACUCGUGGGGCUGCGGGGAAAAUACACACCUGGCCUCCCCACAUGGGUGAUUGAUCUGGCCGGGGCUCCCAAUAUGGAAACGUCGUACUGGUGGUGGAACCACUCACAUCGCUACCAGUGGUUCGAUGCUGGUGGAGGCGAACCGCUGAGAUGGCAGAUCUUGCACGGGGGCUCGGUGUUAUCAUUGACUGGGUUGUCAGUGGACACAGUUGAGGAGGUCGGAGAAGUUCUGAGAACAUUACCUGGACAAUAUGCCUCCGACAAACGGCUAGUCGAAACGAUGAAAUCCUGGGAGCAAAUGGUGAUAAGCUACGUGGAAUCUCAACAUCUUGAGCACAACUAUCAUAACGGUGACUCCUGGGCUAACGCCUUCUGGAGUACUAUGAUCGGGGAUUUAAUUAUGAGAGAAUUCCCAAGGCACAGAGGAGGUGCUGCUGGUCGCCAACUAGUUUUGGAGUUCUGCAAGAACGGAGGGUGGAGUGAGGUCUGUGAGUCACUACAUGGCAUGAUUAUAAACCAAAACUUUUUCAUUACGAAGAGAGGGUAUAUUGGUAUUGGACCGGCCACUACGGUGAGAGGAGAUGAAGUUUGGGUGCUUUUCGGAGCCAAAGUUCCGUUCAUUCUGAGACCAAGUACUAAUGAAAGGAGAGGAGACGAGAAAAUCCCAAAAUAUACUCUUGUAGGCAACACUUUCGUGUACGGAAUAAUGGAUGGUGAGGUCGUAAAUCUUUACAGGGAACUACAACAGGAGGUUCACAUCUGUUGA
Molecule: messenger RNA, 1722 nt
Organism: Rhinocladiella mackenziei CBS 650.93
Lineage: Eukaryota; Fungi; Ascomycota; Eurotiomycetes; Chaetothyriales; Herpotrichiellaceae
Exons: 1
Coding region: 1-1722 (573 amino acids)
Source: RefSeq, a predicted model, not a curated record